This is a messenger RNA of Amoebophrya sp. A120, 1092 nucleotides long. Lineage: Eukaryota; Dinophyceae; Syndiniales; Amoebophryaceae. The record is from the annotation of a GenBank genome assembly.
AGCGGGUCUUAUCGUCUCCGUCUGCAUCAAGAACUCGUCUGUAGUUGGUAGCAACUUUCUAGACAAAUUAUCCACAACAAGAUCAUGGCAUCGUUCGAGGUGCAGAGCUGCCGGGACAAGCCGGAGCUGAACGGCGUGUACAAGUACCAUUCCCAGUUCCACGAGAAGGGGGCCUACAAGUCCGACCGCGGGUACUACAUGUACUUCUGGGACCCGAUCAUCGCCAACGAACAGCACUUCAACAACCGCGGCUGGUGGAUCGCGCAGAAGAUCGGGGGCAACACUUACAGCGCGUUCAACCCCGCGGUCGGGCAAAACCACGCCGCGCAGCCCCCGAAGGCGGGCUGGAAGGUCGGGAACAACUGCGACGCCUUCGAAUGCGUGAAGAAGACCCAGGCAGUGUGCGCCGGCGGAGGUGGCGGCGGCGCGGACAUGUGUACGGUAUAACGAUUGAAUUUGCAGCCGCAUCCGGGGCACUCCGGUGAAUUAGAUAGAAGUUUUCCAUCUUUGUUGUCGACAGUUGUUUCACACAAUGAAACUCCUCGUGGCGGAGUUUCGAAUCCGGAUCGAUAAUUAUGUGCAUGUUGCUUCAUUUCAGGUGAAAAACUCCAAGGACGCUGCUGCCGACGGGACCUACAAGUUUCACUCCACCCACCACGGGUGUCCGGCGUACACCAACGGGUCGUAGUACCUGUACUACUACGAGAAGGCUGGCGAGCCCAAUUACACCGGGUGGUGGAUCGCCACGCAGAUCGACGGCGCCAAGUUUUUGACCAACCAGCUGCAGUCGAAAGGCCAAUCCAUUCCCCCGAGUUCCGGGUGGAGGGACUCGCCCAGCAUGACGGUGAGCAAGAAGUCCGGGUCGAAAGGCAGCUCCGCCGGCGUGACGGCGCCGGGAAUUUCCCCGUCCACCUACAUCCCGCCGCCCGUCGACUGGGUGCCCGGCCCGCGGUUGCGCUCGUACGACGACGAGGCCUGGGACUACAUGACGCAGGGCAAGGGGAUCGGGGACAAAGCCCGCGGUUUUAUCUCCCAGCAGAUGACCGACAACGGCAAGAGCUUCAGCUUCAUGGGGGAAACCAUGGCGAUUGA